Molecule: messenger RNA, 2369 nt
Organism: Cephus cinctus (wheat stem sawfly)
Lineage: Eukaryota; Metazoa; Arthropoda; Insecta; Hymenoptera; Cephidae
Product: 4-coumarate--CoA ligase 1-like
Exons: 6
Coding region: 552-2171 (539 amino acids)
Biological process (GO): fatty-acyl-CoA biosynthetic process; long-chain fatty acid metabolic process
Molecular function (GO): long-chain fatty acid-CoA ligase activity
Source: RefSeq, a predicted model, not a curated record
CUUUUCUCACGACUGACGUUAAUGGCAGCUACACUUAACAGCUCAAACAUUGCAAUUUUACCAUAAGAUUAGAAAAAGUUGUAGUAAUUUUUCAAAUGCACCAAUUACAAACAUAUUACUUACCAAAAAUGCGUAUCGGCCUCAAACGUUAACGAGUCCUGUGAGAAAGAGGAAAAAAAAUGUUUCGAAGAUUUGUAAAGAAUCAAAUGCAUGGGUUUGCUGUAUGAACGUGACAUAAGAAGACGUAUGACGAUGAUGAGCAUUAAAAGAAAUAAAUGAAUUCCUGGCGUUUAUUGGCACGUGAAGCGGAUAUCGUGAGGAUAUUGUCCUCAUGUGGAUUUGAGUUCAUUGAAAAAUAACUAAGAUUUAUGGUCUGUGCAAAUUUGUCAUAUAAAUUUUAGGUCUUUUCUUACGGGUGAUAACAGUCAUAAGGUCUCUGAAAUUAGGCUUGAUUAGGCUAAGGUUUAAGCUUCUUGGCUUGGAAGUAGUGUUUGACAGACAGGAUUGAUCUGAGAAGAAAAAUACGCGUCAGAAACAAGACACCCUUUAAAAUGUUGCAAGAUACGAAUAUAUUGUGUGGACCCAAAGAAACUUAUCAGAUUCACAAAGCAUCAUGUCUUGGAGAAUUGUUGCUGAACCAACUUGCUAUACAUGGUAAACGUGUUGCUCAGGUGGAUGCGGAUAGUGGGAUGGAACAAAGUUUUGAACAAAUUUUAAAUGCAAGCCGGAAAUUGGCUAUUUAUUUAAAUAACUGUGGCCUCAUACAAGGGGAUUGUAUUACUGUUUGUGGAGAAAAUAGUCUGAACUUUUGUAUUCCAGUACUUACUGCAAUUUAUCUUGGUGUUACUACUGCUCCGUUAAAUCCUCUGUAUUCAGACAGAGAAUUUUUGCAUGCUCUUAAUAUUUCAAAGCCAAAAUACAUUUUUGUUUCUCCACUAGUGGCUGAACGGAUGAAGGGAGUAGCAAUAAAUCUUUCCUGGUCACCCAAGCUCAUACUUUUAACCGAUUUUCCUGAUAUCAAUUUACCUAGUAUGAGCCAAUUGAUAUCAAGUAUUCCUGAUUCAAAUUUGAAUAGAUUUAGAGUUCAAAAGGUGAACAUUGAAACACAUGUUGUAGUAAUUUUAUGCUCAAGUGGAACAACUGGUCUUCCAAAGGGUGUAAUGUUAACAGAUAAAAACAUAAUUACAGUUAUUAAUCACUUAUCUGAUCCUUCCUUUGGAUCACUAACUAAAAAUGUUAUCACUUUGGGUUUAUUACCAUUUUUCCAUGCAUAUUCCUUUAUUACAAUGAUUGUUAAACUUGCAAUUGGUGUAAAGACAAUUGUAUUGUCGCGAUUUGAGGAUGAGAAUUUUUUAGAGGCCAUACAAAAAUACAAGAUUCAACAUUUAUCGGUAGUACCUCCACUUAUGGUAUUCCUGGCGAAACAUCCUUUGAUCGAUAGAUAUGACCUGUCCAGCGUCAAGCAUAUUUGGUGUGGAGCAGCACCUUUAUCUAAAGAAAUUCAGACUGCGGUAAUGAAAAGAUUAAAUGUGUCUAAAAUCAGACAGGGCUAUGGUCUUACAGAGACCACAUUGGCAGUAAUAAUAUCACCAGAAAAUAAUAAGCCUGGUAGCAUUGGUACACUAGCUCCAGGAGUUCAAGCAAAGGUCAUUUCAAUUGGAGAAAAUGAACCAGUAGUAAAUUUGGGUCCAAAUCGCCAAGGAGAGUUAUGUUUUAAGGGUGACGUAAUAAUGAAGGGCUACUGCGGAGACAUAUCUUCGACAGAUGCAACUAUUGACAAGAAUGGUUGGCUCCAUACAGGAGACGUAGGCUAUUAUGACAAUGACGGUUAUUUCUACAUAGUCGAUCGGCUAAAAGAACUGAUUAAGUAUAAGGGGUUUCAAGUUCCACCAGCGGAAUUGGAAGCAAUUUUAUUAACGCAUCCUAGGAUUAAGGACGCUGCAGUGAUUGGAGUUCCAAACGAAGAGGCUGGUGAGUUGCCGCUGGCCUUUGUUGUUAAGCAAGUUGGAUCAGAAGUUAAAGCUGAGGAAAUUAUUCAAUACGUCAAUGAACGUGUUUCUGUCCAAAAGCGUCUUCGAGGAGGUGUAAGGUUUUUGGACAAUAUUCCCAAGACAGCUUCCGGAAAGAUAUUACGACGGGAAUUACGUAAUAUUCUUAAAUCAAAAUUGUAAAUUCAAACGUAGAAAGAAAUUGAUUCUGUAAACUAUCAUUUAUCGGGAAAUAAUAUUUAUUAAUACAGUCGAGACAAAUAAAGUGAAUCAGUCAUAUUGCUAUUUUCUGUCAGCUCGCCUUUUUUUUAAAUAUAUAGUAAAUGAACAAUGUAUCAACAUAAAUGCAAUACUUAUAAAAUGCAUAAUAUUUGAGAAAUA